UUAGUGAAUAUCCUGAAUAUCUUCCUGACUUUGUCCUCUGCGUCCUUCACACAGUCUGCUUUUUCUUGGCCAAGUCGUGCGUCCUUGGAGCGGCCUCCCUCCAGCAGCCAGAUCUGUAUCCCAUCAUCCAGACAGACGGACGGACGGAGCGUCACGAAACGCUCCUUCUGCCGCUCGGAGGAGGCGGAGGGACGGACUGGAGGAGAGAGAGAUCCGGGGGGAGGAGCCAGGCCGCCAAGGUGAACCCACGAUCCGCGUUUUUAUCACCGUCAGCGGCCAAAACACGACGCGCAGCUCCGGCGGGGAGGAGAGCGGAGAUAGAGCCGGGGAGGAGGCAUCUGUGGCGGGGAAGACACCUGAGCAGAGCCGCUGUCGGACACGGAGCUGGAAAGUGUUUCAUCUGUUUGAUUCCUCGUCUUUUUUCUUUUUCUUUUUCUUUUUUUUUUGAGGCGCAAACUUAAAUGGCACGAAGGGAAGCGAGUGCGUCAUUUGGUGGGAGACGGCAGAGGAAUUAAAGGGCAGCGUGAGGCCGAGGAGUCCCGCCGGGAUCUGAGGGGGAGGAAUUCGGCGUCCCGGCGGCGUGGACGGACCCCCGACUCGGAUCCUGAAGGGACCAGCUGUUGGGCUUCACGUGGACCAACACAUCACUUCUGUCAGCUUUUUUCUUUUUGGCGCUUCUGAUUGGAUGUCACCUCAGUUCAUCCGUCAGAAAUGAGGGAGAAGUUUUCAGAAAGCUGAGGAGGCGGAGGGUGGAUUAGCGAGAGGAGUCCAGAGGAGACUUUUGGAGGAUUUCAAUGGAUGUUGGCUGCAGUGGAGGAGCUCAUCUGUGGAAUAACGGAGCGGGAUUCAGGCACAUUUCCACCUAAAGGAGGUUCUUGUGAAACAUCUGGACGGAUACAGAACACCAUCCAGGAACUGAUUCUUCAUUUAAGCUGAAAUAUUAGAUUUUUAUUCAGACUUUUUUUUACUGAAUUUGCUGCUGUUGCACGCCAAGUCUCCCACUUCCAGACACAUAAUUUGCCUUUCAUUAAUCUCUGAACGGAUCUUACUUAAUUAGGACGCCUGUGAUUAUACGUUUAAUCAAAGAUGCUGCUUCUUAAUGACUUCCAGCCUUCAUCCGAGACUGUAACUGCAUCACGCUGAACAUUCAGCUCUGACGCUGCCAUUUUUUAACUCAAUCCUGACGUCUGUUGAAGCUUGAAAAGAGCUGCCAUCUUAGAACAAAACCUCCCAUCAAGCACAGUAAUUAUUUCUCAGAUGUUUGUCAGUAUUUAAGCUAACUGUUUUUUAAUCACCAAAUGUGCCACCGUUUGUGAACCCGACGCUCCGGUCCGGCCCCUCUGAGCUCCUCUGUUCCCCGCCAUGGUGAUGUCGCAGGGCACCUACACCUUCCUGGCCUGUUUCGCCGGCUUCUGGUUGGUCUGGGCGCUCAUCGUCAUGCUCUGCUGUUUCUGCAGCUUCCUGCAGCGUCGGCUGAAGCGCCGCCGUGAGGACAGGCUGAGGGAGCAGUGUCUCCGGACCGUGGAGAUGGAGCCGCUCAGCUGCCACGCCGCCGGAUAUCCACCGCCUCCUCCGCCGCCACCGCUGGCGCCUCCACAGCUGCCCAGAGAGCCGCCUCAGUUCUGCCCUCCUCAGGCGCUUUCGCCGCCGCCGCUUCCUCUGCAGGUUCCUCAUCCGAUGCCCCAAGCCACCUGGGUCAGCAUGCCAGACACUGAUAUCUUCGGGAAGCCGCCCUGCUACGAGGAGGCCGUCCUGAUGGAGGAUCCUCCGCCGCCCUACAGCGAGGUCCUGGCCGAUCCGCGAGGAGGAACCUACCUGAAGCCCGGCCCCCUCCGAGCAGCGCCGCCACCUCUGAGGGAAACCCACGAUCCAGCUCCGGUGUUCACCUCUGAGACCAGCAAGCCCCUGGCGGCGACCGUGUUCCCCGACCGAGGCUACUCCUCCCUGAUCCGCCUGCCUUCGUCCCAGCGCUGGGACUCCCUUGGUCACCUCCUGUCCAACAUGGAUCUGAACCACAACACCCUCACCCCUCCAGGCCGCUCGCUCCAGGCCGCCGCCGCCAUGGCAACUAUGCCCCGCCGGGAGCCCAGGACUCAUCAUGAAGGACUCGGACUAAGAGCUGGAAUACAAGGACUCCAGGCGGGGUUUCAAGGAGGCCUGCAGGGACUCCAGGGCGUCCAUGGACUGAGAGGUUUGGAGCCCAGCUGUGGGAUGCCGACAGUCUUCCCCCUGCUGGGUCGGAGCACCGCCGUCUAGACUUGGACCCUUACAGGAGUUUAUUUAAAGAGUCUUUAAGCAGGAGGUCUGCCUGCCUCAGUGUUCACCACCGCUAGAAGUAGAGAUUUAACUCCCCGAACAGCUGAAGGAGGGUUAAAGUGCUGCAAAGGCGUCAGGAGUUCAGUUCCCUGCGCGGCUCUGUGGGCGAUUGAUGCCACUUACUCUACCGGGAUCUUGGCUUUGAGCUCGGCAUGUGGGUAAAGGAGGAAAUUACACACUGUUUUCCGAGUGGUGCUGUUGAGUCACGGAGGUAUUCUGGUGUCACAUUGAAGCUAAUUGAGUCCUUUGAAGAAAAAAAGAGGCCGAGCAGCAAUCAAGCAGCGAGUACAGCUGCUUCUCCGCCUCUAUUUCCACCUCCAGCUCCCCUCUUCGCCCUCUUAUUUAUCCCCGAUCUCCUCUCCCGGCGCCUCGGCAACCUAUUGUACCAGCCUGCCGUUGCCAUGGCUCCCGGGAGCUGUCUGUUGCCCACGGCGACCUCUCCUCUUUUAUCUGCUUUGAUUUUUCCAAGACUCUGUCGCCUCUCGAUGACUGUGGGCUUUAACGGCGACAAAAGCACACGUGAUGGUGACCUUCAGGCUGAAGGCCAGUUUUCAUAAAACAUGUCUAAAAGGCAGAAUCCAUAGAGACCGAGUGGAUUUCAUUUUGUAUCACGCUGCUUUGUUGUUUUCAGUGUCGUCUUUUGCUGCACACAGUCGGCAGGGCCCCUUUAUUUUCCUGUGGUCGCCGGAUGACGUCAGCCGGAUUUUAAGAAGAAUUUUUCAUGUACAAACUUAAUACCAUUAUUUUAAAGUUUGUGACAAUUAAUGCCUUUUCACUUGUGAAAUAAAAACAUCUUCAUCUGCGAGACUCCUUCCACUGAUUUAUGGAGUCAAAAGGGCCAAGAAAUUAGCUUUCAGUCCAAAAAAAGCAUCUCCUUUUCCACUCGAAUUAUAUGGUUUCACUUUUGUUGUCCUUGUUUGUCUCUCAGUAUUGAAUUGAAGGUUGUUUUUGGUUUCUAGCACCUCAGAUCUGAUCCUAAACCCAAGUCAGGUUUGGAUCCAAAUUGUACCGACCAGGUGGAUUCAGGGCGACUCUCACAAGAGAAGAAUUAGAAGUUUUUGCCACUGACUUUAAUCUGCAUUUUAAAUUAUUUUCCAUAAUUGUCUAUUCUGUGUAAACACUGCCUGCAGUUCAACCGAGAAAUCGCCAAAUUUUUGAAUGUUGGUCAUGGGUUAAUUGUUUUGUGGAAUUGCAGAAUCUAAUUAUGGGUCAUUCUAGAAUUAGAGGAGAUUUGGGCUUCAAAAUUUUUGAAAAAUAGACCUUUUCUUUUACAGUUUUCUGCUCCAUAUUCAUCAAUAAUAGGUAAUAAACUAUCAAAGGCUUGAUUGGUUCAGCUUCCACAUCAAUGGUAGCAUUUUUAUUGCAUGUUUUCUGUGUUGUUUGCUAACCCUACUCUAAUCACAGUGACAGGGUUGCUAAUCCAUGCUAAUGUGAUCUUUUUCUCAGCAGUAGAAGCUAGAUAUUUAGCUGCUGUUACUGCUGACCAAGAGGACAAACUGACUGAUGGAAAACAGUCCAAAGAAUUAGUCUGAUCCUGAUAAUAUGAGGUAGAGUGAGACAUUCAAUCAAGCCUGACGAUGGCAUGGAAAUAUGAAAAAUAGAAGAGAGGACAUAGCUUUGCUCUACUCAUUCUUUAGGAAAACUGAUGAUGUUAGUGCCAGUUUUCUUCUUCUUCUACCAGCUAAAAAGGCUAUGCUAACAGGGUAGUAUGCAUGACAAUUAUUAUUUUAAAUAUUAUAUUGAUCAAAAAUUUUUUUCCAACAAUUACAAGAGACAUAAAUGAAAAAAAAUCAUACCAAAUAAAGGACAUUUAAAUUUCAUUUUAAAUGUUUUAUUUGAGAUUCAGUUUGAUUAUCAGGGGGAUGGGACAAGAGAAAAAUGGUAUUUUAGGGGGAACUUUGAUAUUUUAAAAAUAUGCUUAAACAUUAUUAUUUUCUAGUUUUUUAGAUUUGGUCUCAGUACAAUUAAAUUUACACAAUAACUGUAUGUUUUAGUAUUUUGUCCUUGGAUUAUUUGAAAUUUGAUGGGAGGGACGUAAAAAUGUCCUCCAAUUCUGGAAUGACCCUUAUAACAAAUAGCCACAUUGAUCUCCAUAUUGAAUUGAAGGCUAUUUUUCAGACCGUUAGUCAGGUUGGGUCCAAACUGUUUGAGAAAGGUUUGGUAGGUUUGACAAGCUCUGGUCGCCCUAAAACCUCUGCAAGUUCCUGCAGAAGAGAUCCUGAGAUCCUCCCCUGCUUCAAAUUCUAACUUACAGAAACAAACAGAACAUCAAGUCUACAGUUUAAAUAGUUCACAAUUCCAACAUAAACAACCGAUAUUCUAGGUUUCUGGAUUGAUAAUUUAGUGUUUCUGAGGUAAAACAUGUUCAAACUUUCUCUCGCCGCCGAUUUCCCUCUAAAACAUCAACCACAACAAUCUGAUUACAACUUAAAAACUUACAUUUUCAUACAUAGAGGAUUUUUAGCAGAUAUGUUCUAAAACUUUAGUUCGUUCUGGUACCUUUUGUGUUUUUCGGAAAGUUUUCUGUUCUGUGACUCACAUAUGAUGGACGAAUGUUGCUGUUUGGCAUCAGAAAUCUUAAAAUUGGGGGAAAAAUAGCCAUUUAUGAAAAAAUUUUGGUGAAACAAAAGAAAAAACUACUGACGUUAUCAGUUUCACCAAAGUAAUCACUGUUGCUGUAAAAUCCUGCAGAUUUAAAUAUAUAUAUAUAUGUAUCUAUAGAGAGAGAGAGAGAGAGAGUGUUCCAGAUUACACAGUGGAAUCCAUCAGUGGACUGUAUCACCUGCCAGGUAACAGAGGGGUGAACAAAACGUAAAAUACUCCAAAAAUGUGAAGAAACAACAAAUAAAUUCACCUGGUAUCUGCUGACAAACACCUGAAACACGGAGACGUAAUCUUUAAAUGAAUGUAAAUGACUACAACAAUCCCUCUGAGAUCUAUAAAACAACAGAACAUUAAACUCAUAGCUUAAAUAGUUCAUAAUUCCAACAUAAACAACCGAUAUUUAGUGUUUCUGAGGUAAAACUUGUUCAAACUUUCUCUCGCUGCUGAUUUACCUCUAAAACAUCGUCACAUUUUAGCCUCUAAAGCCACGUUUGACUUCAUUCCUCAUCCAGAGAGCAACAACCAGAACAAUUUGUUUAAAUGUCAGGUCCUCUGCUGCCACCAAAUAAUGGUAAUAAUGCUUUUAAAUGAUUAGAAUCUGAUGUCCAUUAAGGUAAAAAGCCUCAAUAACAACAACGGAGCCAAUUAUUACUAUAAAAUGAAUGACGGUGAUGUAAUUUAUUUUCUCCUGCAUUUGUCUUUUGUUCACAUAUUUUGUGUAGAAGAAAACAACCUUUUGUUUCCUUUCCACUAAAAAACACACAAAAAAAGGCCCACGAUCCAGAUGAAACCUCUGCACCUUCACCUGUUUUCAACAUUAAACCAAUAAAACUGCUGCUUGCUCAUUUA
Messenger RNA from Amphiprion ocellaris (clown anemonefish), 5769 nucleotides. Its product is annotated as proline-rich protein 7. The record is from RefSeq and is a predicted model, not a curated record. The transcript is spliced from 3 exons. Lineage: Eukaryota; Metazoa; Chordata; Actinopteri; Pomacentridae. Bases 1363 to 2256 code for a protein of 297 amino acids.